AUGCCUGAACACACUGUAAAGGUAGCGGCAAUCCAAGCUGCGCCUGUAUCCUUCGAUCUGCACGAAAGCUUAGAGAAGGUCUCAAAACUCACCUCGGAGGCUGCCAGGUCGGGUGCCGAUCUUGUAGUCUUCCCGGAAGGGUUUCUUUCGGCUUAUCCAUGGAGAUACGCUUUUGAUGCUACGAUUGGAGCUCGGGAGCCUAGAGGUCGAAAAUGGUUCGCGAAAUACUACAACUCUGCGAUAGCUAUUGAGUCUCCAGAGUUCCAGAUCCUACUCAGUAUUGCCAAAGCAAACAAUGUCCUUCUUUCUGUUGGAAUAAUCGAGAAAGAUGGUGGUACAUUGUACUGCUCGGCAGUACUCAUUGAUAGAGAUGGAAAGUUGCUUUCUAACCAUCGAAAGCUGAUACCUACGGCCGCAGAGAGGCUAGUUUGGGGCCGCGGUUCUGGAGACGGGCUGAAAGUUGUGGAUACCGACAUCGGAAAGGUCGGUGGCCUAAUAUGCUGGGAGAACUACAUGCCCGCCGCCAGAAUGGCGCUGUAUCAACAGGGAAUCGAAAUCUGGAUUGCCCCGAACGCCGAUGACUUGCCCAGUUGGAUAGCUUCUAUGCAGCACAUUGCGAAGGAGGGCCGUACUUUUGUGAUCUCGGUGAACCAAUUUUGCAAGGUGGCCGAUUUCCCUACGGAUUAUCCACCGUUCACACCUGAGCACCAUGAUCGCCAGCCCGAUGGGUCCGCUUGGACUCCGGAUGCUAUCCUCAAUCAUGGUGGCUCAUGUGUCGUCGGGCCAUUAGGAACCUUUCUGGCAGAGCCAUUGUGGGACAAGGAAGGCAUCAUCUAUGCGGACCUCUCGAGGGACACUUUGAUUGAAUCAAGGAUGGAUUUCGAUCCAGUCGGAAGCUACUCUCGGCCAGACAUAUUCUCGUUACACGUCAAUACGAAGCCCGGGGUGAACGUCUUUUUGAAGGAGUAAAGGAGGCGUUGUUUGCAGCUCGUAAUUGAUGGAGAAGACCACGAGAAGAGCACCACGCCACAAGACAGCCUUCUGAACUGUGCAUAGGCUAAAAUAUGAGACCAUUCCAGGGCUUUAUAAUAAGAGUUUCUUACGUUGACGGCCUGUUCUGAUGCGGCGUAUUACCAGCUGAAAAUGAUGAUGUGAAGAAGUUGAAGGAGCGCCAAGCACUAACUAACUUCACGUGAUACUCCUUUUCUCUAGUUGCACUUGCCCCUCCUCGCUCAUCCAUUUCUCAACAGCGCCACUCGCAACUCCGCCGGCGCCGCGUGAGGUGCCCAGCGAGCUCACGAUCUUACAAAAACC
Mytilinidion resinicola is the source of this 1314-nucleotide messenger RNA. RefSeq names its product putative nitrilase. The transcript has 9 exons. The record is from RefSeq and is a predicted model, not a curated record. The coding region runs from base 1 to 969 and encodes 322 amino acids. Gene Ontology annotation, molecular function: catalytic activity. Lineage: Eukaryota; Fungi; Ascomycota; Dothideomycetes; Mytilinidiales; Mytilinidiaceae.